This is a messenger RNA of Paecilomyces variotii, 1862 nucleotides long. RefSeq lists its product as hypothetical. Bases 305 to 1531 code for a protein of 408 amino acids. The record is from RefSeq and is a predicted model, not a curated record. The transcript has a single exon. NCBI's taxonomy places the organism in Eukaryota, Fungi, Ascomycota, Eurotiomycetes, Eurotiales, Thermoascaceae.
CUACGACUCACUUGAUAACUACUAGGUACUCUAUACACAUACAAGACAAGGCCGUUUUCUGCAAAAAGCUUGCUAUAGUACGAUGAAAGUAUACCAUGCUCAAUUAUUUCACUUUCUCCAUCUGACUCGCCGCUGACCAUGACUCAGCAUCAUGUCGGUCAACUGAACUUAGACCAGGCACCUUUCCCAGAAGUGAAUAACACCUCCCUACAACAACAACAAACACUCUUCUCCUCGCGCAAAAGACCACUGAAAUAAAAUCCAUCCAAUAACCCUUCUUCUUCAAUUUCAGAGUAACAACAUCAUGGACCCUUUCAACCGUCUCCCCUGGUUCGCGCUCCGCUAUCUCCUCUCCCAUCUCCCCGAUCUACCUACACUACACACACUCUCCAUAGCAUCACCCACCAUAGCAACCUUCCUCCAAGAAGACAAUUCAUUCUCCGAAAUCGUCGAGAACAUAAUAUCGAACCCAACACGAGAGAAAGGUCUCUAUCAACCCGUCAGGACCAUAAUCAGGACAUUAACCCUCAUCUGGUGGCGGAAACAUACCUAUCAUUCUUCAGAAGAUGAUGAUCAUCAUCAUCAUCAUCAAAACCCACUAACUAGAUCCUACACUGAACUUAUUCGCUCUCUAAUACACAAUCCGGACUACAAGCCGAAAUACCCCUUCGGCUGCAUGAGACCUCUACCGAGAUACAUACCAUAUGUUAUUCUCUAUCGACUUCUCGAGUUCAGUACGAAGAUCCGCCGAAUCACACAUGCUUUCUUCCACGCGAUGAUCAAGAAUUGCAUGGAUCUCACUACGCUAGAGCAUUUACCAAGGGGUAAAAGAUAUCAUUGUGAUGAAAUCGGGCUUGAUCGCUCGAAACGCCCGGUUGGAAAACCAUUUAAGCCAUACGAUCUUGGAGCUCCGACAUGGUUUGAAGAACAGCGCAUACUUUAUGCGGUGUUGCGGGUUGUUCUAUUUUUUGAACUUCGCGAUGCGAUCGGUAGUGUUCCUGGCUUUUUCUCCGAGAUGGGCGUUGGAGCGUGUUGGGUCUCGCCGGGGGCUAAUAAUAUUCUGAAGUUCUGGAAGAGUGAAGUAAUCAAUGAUAUGAUUCUGGUGGAGCAAUUACGGACUUCUAUAUCGUGGUUGGCAACAGAGGCUGGUGGGAGAGAUAAGAUCGAGUCGUGGAUGCUUUCCUCCUCCUCCUCUUCUUCUUCUGUUUCUCUUCCAGAUAACCUGAGCUAUUGCUGUCCCAAAUUCAGACCGGUGAAAGAACAGCGAUGGACAAGUUUUGGGAAAAAUGCAAUCUGGCUUCUCUAUCCUCGCGGUUAUGAUUGUAUAUCUGAUUGUGGACGUAGUCCAAACAGCCCGUUGAGAGGUGUAGACUCCUCGUACUACCGACGCUUUGGUGUGGUCUUUUGGGACUCGGCUAGGCUGAAUGCUCUGGGUUUAGUGGGACGUCGUCGGAAUGUGGAGGCGAUGUGGUUUGCUUGGUCGUCUGUUCUAAACGAGUCUGAUUGGGAGCUCCUUGGUAGAUAUAGAUAGAAUCGAGGCGCUUUCGUGGAUGGCGGCUACACAUAAGGUAAUUAAUUGGAAGUGAAAGUAUUCAUGAAGGGAAAAAAGGAAAUUGAUUCUCUAUAAGGCUUCCUCAAAAGAGGAUAGGAUUAGCUGCAGUAGAUUGCUAACUGCCUAGAUCAAAACAUUCACUGUCGGGACAAAUGAGAGGAUAUGAAGGGUAUAACCUGAUUUUGCAAGGAAAUCGACGCCCCAACUAAAUGCCGCAAAUCACGCACCCAAACUGAAGAAACAGCACGAUUACCUGCCAUGAUCGACUCGGGUGUACCAGAGUGUCCCGCCGCCAAACCACCUCAAAUGG